AUGUUACUUUCUGAAUCCCAAGCUAAUAUUUUCGACACUCUUAAGGCAGAAUCCUCUGAUGAGGAAUUCGUCAAACCAAAAAUGCCGAUGAAAGUUGGAGGGAGUCCAAUGAAAAACGGAAAUGUGGUGGUUAUUUUGGAUGAUGAAAAUAAUGAUGAGGAUGAACGUUUGGCUCGACGAAAAUCUCGUCUACUUGAACCCCAUCUUUCUGGUGUAAGUAGUCCAGGAGCGAAUUCUUCUAUUCUCAAAAACCGUGCUGAUGCUGCAGCUCCACGAGGUAUCCCGCAAGCACAAAUAGGAGAACAUUACGGCAAUUGUAUUCGACUGGCUGCAGAAAAUAAAAUCACGGCGAAAAAUGCUUUCAGUUUACACCUCAUAGAUUAUAUGAGUGAAGUGAUAAAAAGUGGAAAAUAUGAGACCUUUCAGGUGGCUAGCUCGUCGUUGGAUGCUGGUGCGAAGAUCUAUGCCGGUCGUGUAGAUGCUGUGCACCAAGAAACAUAUCAAGUGCUUACUGGACUUGGCCGUUCAGACAAGCGUCGGAAUGGCGAAGAUAAGGGUGACAAUAAUGAUGAAAAUAAUAAUAGUGCCAACAAUGAUGAAGAUGAUGAAGCCCAUGCUCAGUCUAAACCAGAGCAAAAAAAGAAGGUUACAGCACAUCGAGAUAUAAUUCAUAAACAGUUGAAUAAAAUUCGGAUCAAAACACUGGCUGAUAAGAUUGAUGUUGAUCCUUUGUUUCAACAUCAAACAGCUGCAUACGAUGAGGGUGGUACAGCUGAGUUAAGAUUGAAUCAACUCUCUACUGCUAAUGCUUCAUGCGAGUUAAUUCUAGAUUCAUCGACACCUGUCAUGCUGCGUACAUUGACCAUACCUCAACCAAAAGUUAUCAGUGCUACAAAUCUUACUGAGUUCUUAUCUGUGUUAAUCACAAAGUCUUUGAAUCAGUUAUCAAUAUGUUCUACAUUGCAAAACUUUCAUUUCACUGAUUGGGAUCCAACCAAAGAUGCCCCUGACACAAGCAACCAAGAGGACUGGGAUGCAAAUACACAGCCAAUUGAUGCACUUGAAUUAGACAAUGAUGAUGACCACGACCAUUCAAUUAAUUUUAUGUCCCCAGAUAAUAGUUUUGGUGAUAAGACACUACGUGAAGAUGCUAACAUGGAUCCAGUAUUUGAAACAUCAGGAGGUAUGGAAAUUGAAGCGAAUGGUGGUACAUCAGCAGAAGCUCAGCAUAAUGAAGAUGGGCAAAAUAAUGCAGGGGGUAGUGCUGUUGCAACAGAAAUGAACAAUACAGAAGCGACAAACGAGAGUGAAUUAUUUGUCUCCUGUUUGAAAAGUAUGCUGGAUAAACAGUAUGAACAUUUUGGGAAAUUAAAUGAUCACUUAUUGGGUAUGUGGGCAGGUCCUGAACACUGGCGGAGAAAAGCUAAACGUCCAAGGUUAGAAGGUGGUGCAUUGAAAUCAAAUGAAGAGCAUGCGCAGGAUGGUGAUGUAGUGGAAACUUGUGUCAAAACAAUAGGCAAUCGUAAAGGCUCGAAAUCGAAGAAAGACAAAGGACAAAAAAUUUGCUAUGAAGAUGCACUUAAACCAGGCGAAAAUCGGACAAAAAGUGGAAAACUAUGCCGACGAGAUUGGCUUAAUAGUAUCUUACCAUCGGGUGUUGAAAACAGUGCUGCUUCUAAUGCUACUGUAUUUAAAGAAUCCUACCGACUUAAAGCUAGCCGUCAAAUGAAUAUGAUUCCCUCGGAGAUUUCUGAUACUCGUCAAAGUUUAUAUCAAAUUGUUAAUCGAGAAGUACUCCUACGGUCAAAUACUCAACCUGGUGGUAGAAAUACAAUUAAUGGUGCUCAUAACAAUAAUGAAAACGGUGAUAAUGUGAACGGAAUAGAUAAUCUGAUAGUUGGUGUUCCAGAUGGAUCUUUUGAUAAUGGUAAUAUGUAUGGUGAUGAUAUGGACGAUGGAUUACAUCAUCCGUUGGCUGACCAUGACGAUGAUGACGACGCAUUACCGUUUGAAGGUGCUUUUACCCAGAAUACUGGUUACAAUGAUUAUGCUCUCGACGAUAUGGAGUUAAUCUCACAACCAAAUAAAGUAGCCCGUAUUGAGAUUGGUUAUGCUAGGACGGCUAAAAUGAUUAACGUCCAACGUUUGAAGUCUGCCAUGUGGCAAUUCCUCGAGCAUUCAGUUCCUCGUGUCAACUCAGAUAUUCAAUCACUUUCUCCAUCAGUAGCUUCUACAGUGUCAGCUCCAGAUGCUGGUAGCUUUACUGAAGAUGCCACUUCUGCUGUCAAUGCAGCCGAAGAUAAAGAAAAAUUAAUGGAUGAUUGUAUAACUGGAUCAGAUGAAGCUAAUGCUUCACGUCUACCUAAAGUCCCUGGAGCAAAAAGUUUUUCCGAAGUGAUCGACAGUUUAUCAGGUCGUAUCAGCUGGCAAAUGGCCAAGGAGCUUAGUAUAUCAAUAGCUCUAAACUGUCUUCUGCAUAUGUCUAAUGAAAAGCAAUUAUACCUUGAAAAUGUGGACAAUUUCUCUAACAUCUUCAUUUCACAAGGACUGCCUUCUUUUGAAUUGAAACUUCUGGAAUCCUAUACUCAACCGGAUGAUGAUAGUUCACCUGAUACACCAUCUGACCGAACAAUACCCAAUAGUACGAAUAAUAAUAAUAAAAAUAAUAAGCACAAACGUAAUAAAGCAGCUCAACGUGUGCGUAUGUCUACACUGGACUCAUGGCUCGGUGGUAGUGAUGGCAAUGAAUGA
Trichobilharzia regenti is the source of this 2751-nucleotide messenger RNA. The record is from the annotation of a GenBank genome assembly. NCBI's taxonomy places the organism in Eukaryota, Metazoa, Platyhelminthes, Trematoda, Strigeidida, Schistosomatidae.